Molecule: messenger RNA, 1816 nt
Organism: Heteronotia binoei (common prickly gecko)
Lineage: Eukaryota; Metazoa; Chordata; Lepidosauria; Squamata; Gekkonidae
Gene: SLC38A1
Product: solute carrier family 38 member 1
Exons: 16
Coding region: 273-1715 (480 amino acids)
Biological process (GO): L-glutamine transport; amino acid transmembrane transport
Molecular function (GO): L-glutamine transmembrane transporter activity
Source: RefSeq, a predicted model, not a curated record
CGUCCGCUGUAAACCUAGCAGAAAGGUCUCUUGCCUGCAACUGGAUCCGCCUGGAAGAGACACCCAGAUCCUGUAACAAAGGACACCAGCAACAAAAAGCUGAAGGCGGGGCAGCAAAGGCACCUUGGCUUGGGAUUCUUGCUGGUGGAACGGAGGAGAGACGAGGAGGCGGUCUGCUUAACAGCUUCUCAUUUUCAGGUUGUCACUUCCUUUGUGGCUGUUAGAAAUCCUCAAGGACCAAGCAAAAUUCAGGACGUCUUUCUUAAGCCAAGAUGCAAUUCAAAACAGGACUAGAAUUAACUGAGUUGCAGAACAUGACGGUCCCAGAGGAUGACAACAUCAGCAAUGAUUCCAAUGAUUUCACAGAGGUAGAAAAUGGCCAGAUGAAUAGCAAGUUCAUUUCUGACCGUGAAAGCAGAAGAAGCUUAACCAACAGCCAUUUGGAGAAGAAGAAAUGUGAUGAAUAUAUUCCAGGCACAACUUCAUUGGGAAUGUCUGUCUUCAAUCUCAGCAAUGCUAUCAUGGGCAGUGGGAUAUUAGGACUUGCCUUUGCAUUGGCCAACACAGGAAUUGUGCUCUUUUUGCUGCUUUUGAUUUCAGUGACACUGCUGUCUAUUUAUUCAAUAAAUCUUCUAUUAAUAUGUGCAAAGGAAACAGGUUGCAUGGUUUACGAGAAGCUUGGUGAGCAAAUCUUUGGCACUCCUGGAAAAGUGAUUGUUUUUGGAUCAACCUCUCUUCAGAACACUGGAGCAAUGCUGAGCUAUCUCUUCAUAGUGAAAAAUGAACUCCCCUCUGCCAUAAAGUUCCUUAUGGGAAAAGAAGAAACAUUUUCAGCCUGGUAUGUUGAUGGGCGACUUCUUGUCGUAAUGGUGACAUUCUGUAUAAUUCUUCCUUUAUGUCUUCUUAAGAAUUUAGGGUAUCUUGGCUACACUAGUGGCUUUUCCCUGACUUGCAUGGUAUUUUUUCUCAUUGUGGUUAUCUACAAGAAAUUUCAACUCCCCUGUCCCUUACAGGGGACAAACACAACUGCCUUCUCAAACUCUAGCUCUUCCUCUGAGGAGAUGUGCCAGCCCAAGUAUGUUACCAUUAAUUCCAAGACUGUGUAUGCUUUGCCCACCAUUGCAUUUGCAUUUGUGUGCCACCCUUCGGUGCUUCCAAUCUACUGUGAACUGAAAGAUCGUUCACAGAAAAGAAUGCAGAUGGUUUCAAAUAUCUCAUUUUUCGCCAUGUUCAUUAUGUACUUCUUGACUGCCAUUUUUGGCUAUUUGACAUUUUAUGAAAAUGUGCAGUCAGAUUUGCUCCACAAGUACCAGAGCAAAGAUGACAUCCUCAUCCUGACAGUCCGGGUAGCGGUCAUUGUUGCAGUCAUCCUCACAGUUCCAGUAUUGUUUUUCACUGUCCGCUCCUCUUUAUUUGAACUGGCUAGAAAAACCAAAUUUCACUUAUGUCGUCAUGUUGUGGUCACUUUAGUCCUCUUGGUGAUCAUUAACCUGCUAGUUAUUUUCAUACCCUCCAUGAAGGAUAUUUUUGGAGUUGUAGGGGUAACUUCUGCCAAUAUGCUGAUUUUUAUUCUUCCAUCAUCACUGUAUCUAAAAAUCACACACCAAGAUGGAUCAAAACUGACUCAGAGGAUUUGGGCUUCUCUCUUUUUGGCACUAGGAAUCUUGUUUUCAUUGGUGAGCAUCCCUCUAGUCAUCUACGACUGGGUGCAUUGAGGAGACACUGCUGAAGACCACUGAAGUUAGUCAGACAUUGGGAAGAACCCAUCUCCAUUUUGCUACUCACCAAAAUCACCAUCUGGUCAACAUUUCCCGCA